Morus notabilis is the source of this 1391-nucleotide messenger RNA. RefSeq names its product probable protein S-acyltransferase 15. The record is from RefSeq and is a predicted model, not a curated record. The transcript is spliced from 7 exons. Gene Ontology annotation, molecular function: palmitoyltransferase activity. Bases 117 to 941 code for a protein of 274 amino acids. Lineage: Eukaryota; Viridiplantae; Streptophyta; Magnoliopsida; Rosales; Moraceae.
CGAAAGAUUCAAAACUCCCAGAAAAUUGAUUCUUUGUCACGCUGGAAAAUGGCUUUCCUAAAGAAAACGCUGCACAAUUGUUUAUGAUUCGAUCCAGCUAAAAUCCAACGAAUUCAAUGGCAAAAUUCAAGAAACUUCUGUCAAUCCCGAUCCUCGCCGUGUUUCUGCUGGUGGGUUUCGUGUAUUACAUCACGGUUUUCAUUUUUAUUGAGGAUUGGGUUGGGCUUAGGAGCUCCUCUGGAUCUCUAAAUGCUUUGAUCUUCACUUUCCUCGCCUCUCUCUGCGUUUUCUCUUUCUUUGUCUGUGUUCUCACCGACCCAGGUCACGUCCCGGCUUCUUAUGUCCCUGAUGUUGAAGAAAGUGAUGAACAAACCAACGGAAAUAGUGUGCAAUCGAAGCUUUGUGACAAGUGCUCCACAUACAAGCCUCCGAGGGCUCACCAUUGCCGAGUCUGUAAAAGGUGUGUUUUGAGAAUGGAUCAUCAUUGUAUGUGGGUAAAUAACUGUGUUGGCUAUUGGAACUACAAGGCUUUUUUUGUACUUGUCUUCUAUGCAACGAUCGCAAGCAUCUAUUCCACGGUCAUGGUUAUUUCGUGUUCGUUUCAAAAGGACUGGGAGUUCAGUGGAUAUCUCCCGCUCAAGAUUUUUUAUGUUACUUGUGGAGUAAUGAUGGUUUCCUUGAGCUUGACACUUGGUACUCUCUUGGGUUGGCAUAUCUACCUCAUCAACCACAACAUGACAACCAUAGAGUACUACGAAGGAAUACGGACGGCAUGGCUGACUAGAAAAUCCGGGCAGAACUAUCGGCAUCCUUUCAACGUUAGUGCUUACAGAAACAUUACCUUGGUCUUGGGUCCAAACAUGCUGAAAUGGCUCUGUCCAACUUCAGUGAGCCAUCUGAAAGGCGGCCUCUCGUUCCCCGUUUCGCGUGACAGUUCAUAGACGAUUACUUCUCUCUUGGAUUUCAAAAUCAAGUGUAUCAUUCAUUGCCUUCCAAUCAGCAGAAGACGGCAAGAGCGGCCCGCUAAAUGUUGCUACACAGCCAUGGCGAAACUUCUACAGUGAUGUUAGAUAUGAUGGUGAGAAACCAGGUAGACCAUUUAUUCUUUUUUACCAAACCUGUAGAGGAAGUGGAGACAAAUAUUUUGUUACAACACUCGAAUGGCAGAGGAAUUAUACACUCAACUUAGAUCACUCGAAACCACAUUUCUUGUACUAUUAACAUGUGUAGAAAAAGAGGAAAAUUUGUAUUCCAUGUCAGAAAACAAUUUCUUUAUGUCUUUCUUAAUAAACAUCUUCAAAUACGUUGUAUUAAUUUGGAUUACCGGUUGUGCCCCUGCGAUAUUGGUGGUCAUUUUCUUGAGGCAGAAUAUGGGUGGUAAAAUUAAAAAG